GAGAGGUGUCGAAUCAAUUGAGGUUAGAAAAUUGUCUCGAUACAUUCCUCGAAUAAUCUCUCAAGUCUGAACGCCGUUUCUCCGUAUAAGUACAAAUAUAUACAUAUGCGCACAUUCGCAUAUCUUGAAGAAACCGAGAGACGAGGGCUGAGAAGAUAAAAGUCGACGCUAGCCUCAAAAAUCAUAUCAUGACGGAAAAGCGACGGAGAGCUGCAGCAGCUGCCUAGCAGUAGCAGUACCUACUUAGUCUUCGCUCGGUUACCAAAGCGCGAGCACAUCUGCUUCUGAAAUUUUUCAUUUCGUAUAUGCGGCCUAUAAGAUAAAUGGGAUAUCGGAGCUGCCCCGGCUGAGGAACUGCGGUUAUGAAAAACAAUUGGCAUAUCUACAUAUCAUUACACAGUAGGCAAUUAAAAUGGUAACCAGAUUACCGCAAGAGUUCAGAAGAUACAAUAGAAAUCGGAAUCAAUUGAGGCAUAUUUUUAAGGAGACCCAGCGUGUUCUCGAGGUUAUAAACCUUGAGAAUUUCUUUCCUGGAGAGAACAUCAUCGAUGAACUACUACCAACUCUGACUUUUGACAAAAUCACACAUAUUCUUGAAAACUGUCCUGCCAUUGUUAUUUUUGGUCAGAACAAUAAAGCUAAAGCAACCCUUGUCAAUCGCAUUUUAUCAACUGAAGUCCUGCCAGUAUGUACCGGUUCAUGGCGCUGGAUAAAAAUUGGCUGUGGCCCAACAAAUCAUGUAAAUCUCACACUCGGCCUCGAAUACGAAGUUGUAGAAAAUCUACUGGCCAACGAAAAGCCCUGGGUAACUAUUCCUGCAGAAGAUCUUGUAGAAUCUGGAAGUGUAGAUCCAAACUGUCCAACAGUGCUUGAAGUAAAGUUAAAUCAGCCAACUUUGAAGGAUGGUGUUCAAAUUUUUGUAGUUCCAGAUACAGGUGCUGUUCAAAUUUUGGCCAAAGGAAUAUUCAAAAUACUACCAAUAUUCCUCUACGCUUUGGGCGAACAACCUCUGUCAAACGAAAAUAUGGAAGAGCUUAGAAACUUGAAAGAGACCUAUCCUUAUAAUCCGAUUCUGUUUGUCUCCGCUUUGGCUCACAUAAGCUUUGAUAGUCUCGACAGCGACCUGAGCAGGUCAGAAACUCGUAAGUUUCAGAUUAAGAUCGAGUCCAGCGGAUCGAGUUCCACGAAGGAGGACUCCACGAGAUCUAGCUCUACUCAGGAUGACUCUUUCAAAUUAAACUCAGUAAGGCUGGAUUCUGUAAAGGAAUCUGAUGAUGUUGAUGGUUUGAAUCUGGAUAAAAUUAAUUCGCUCGGCAUGACGUGGUUGGAUCAACUUACGGAUCUUGGAUUUAUGGGAGAGAAUGUGGAAGCUGAUCAGACAACGUGGCUUACCAACGCUCAGUACUCACAGUCAAGCGACCUUCUGGAUUCUUGCAAGAAAUUAGAUCGAAUACUAUAUUUCGUACGAAGCUGCCUGCAAACCUACCUCGUAAAUGUGAGCAACUAUCUGAACGACGUUCACACUACAAGUCUUCGAAAAUUCAUUUUGAGCGCUUUUGACAUGGCUCGUGAGAUUCAGAUAACGCCCAAACGCAUCCAGUAUGCUCAGCAAAAAGAAAAUGAGCUUUAUGCAAACCUCAUGAAGGUUGUCAAUGCGAAGCAAGAGGAGCUCACCGAACUCAUACAAAAUACUAUUCAAGAAAUGAAGGACGAAAUUUUGCUAGCGCCAGACAAUGCGUCGAAUUUCUAUCAAAACGUCCCGUUUCAGGCUGGCGAAUGGUCAGCUACGGUAAGAGCGGCUACAACCGAGGUUCAGAGGAUCGUGCUCACGAGGCUCGGAGAGAGGGUUGCUAAGCAGCUAGUAAAUUCGGUGAACUGUUUAAGAGACACCUUCGUUGGCACGCUACAAAGGUGCCUAUUAAGUUUGGAGAAGAGCUACGAACACGAUACUAGUCUUACUGCCAGCGACGCUCUGAAGCAAAUACUCUCUGCGGCCUAUAACGUCGAGUUACACAAUUCGUCGCCGUCCCUCGUACACUCGUUCCUCGAGCGGAUGCGUCAGCUAUUGAAAUCCAUGCCUCUGCCUUGGGCCCCGACGCCGAUCCUUAAUGCCUCCUGGAGAAGAAAAGUCACCAUUGACGUCUUGAAUUCUCUAAGUGCCGCUCGACUCGCGCGCACUAUAUCCACGCAAUUUAGAGACAAGGUCAAAGCAUCACACGAUACCUUCCAGUCGGCUCUGAGGUCGUUGGAGAAUCACUACUCGGGGAAACUUGAGAGGACAGAGGAACAGAGAAUAGCCAUCAGAAAGUAUCACGCGCCCAGACUUGCAAAACUUGCUCUCGAGUCUACAUCCAUGAGCGAUAUGGUGAGGUUCGGUAUCCCACAUCAAGGCAAAGAGAUCGGCCGAGGUCAGUACGGAGUUGUGUUCGCUUGCGACGGCUGGGGCGGCGCGCCCGGACCAUGUGCUGUUAAAUCCGUAGUACCGCCUGACGAGAAACACUGGAACGAUCUCGCCAUGGAAUUUUACUACACGCGCUCUAUUCCUAAUCAUAAACGUAUCGUCAAACUACGAGGCUCGGUGAUAGAUCAUACCUACGGCGGAGGAUACGGACUCGGAGCUGCUGUUCUCCUUAUCACCGAUCGCAUGAGUCGAGAUCUUUAUUGCGGCAUAAGGUCAGGGUUGGAGUGGCUUGUGCGUAUACAGAUCGCUAUUGAUGUGCUCGAAGGCAUCAGGUAUCUUCAUUCUCAGGGGCUUGUUCAUAGAGAUAUAAAGCUUAAGAAUGUAUUAUUGGAUCCGGAGAACCGCGCAAAACUUACUGAUCUUGGUUUCUGCAUAACCGAGGCUAUGAUGUCAGGAAGUAUUGUUGGUACACCAGUUCACAUGGCUCCGGAACUCUUAUCGGGUCAUUAUGACAGUAGUGUUGACGUCUAUGCAUUUGGUAUACUAUUCUGGUACAUUUGUGCCGGUCACGUCAGAUUGCCUUAUGCCUUCGAGCAGUUUCACAAUAAAGAGCAACUGUGGACGAGCGUCAGAAAAGGUAUCAGGCCGGAACGCCUGAUAGUUUUCGAUGACGAAUGCUGGAAUCUAAUGGAACAAUGCUGGGCGGGAGAACCGUCUCGCCGACCUCUACUCGGUGCCAUUCUUCCGGUGCUUGAAUCGAUUCAAGCUAAAGCCGAGAAUGGCUACCGCAAGUCUCCUGAGUCGCAAUCGUCCGAGUCUGAGCCAAGGUCGACGUCGCCGGUUGAACAGCGACAGUCGCGGAAGACAACUGCAGUUGAAACAAAGGAUAACAUGAUCAACGGAAAAUCUCCUCGUCUCAAUAACAACUACAACAACAACAACGCCCUGGCUCUACUGGAACCCAACAACCAGAGGGGUGAAGUAGCAAGUCCGAUCUUCGUCCCGAGUAGGCGCAAAAAGCAUCAUAACGCUGUUAUUUUUCGUACCCCAAAGCACCCGAGCUUUCCCAUGACUAACUUUUUUCACACGAGCGCUUGCUCAAACCUGUACAUACAGAUGCACGAAUUCUGACUGACUCCACUGACUUUUUGUUACUAUUUUGCUCUCUAAUUACUUGUUUAUCCCUUUUUUAUCCGCGUUUAUCAAGAUACUGGGAUGAGAAGCUUAAAAACGCACGCUUGCCUAUUUUGCAUAUAGCUUCGCGGAUUAUAUUUUACAAUUGCAUAAUAAUUUAUAACUACAAAUUAUUAAAAAAAAAAAUUAAUUUUCGCAAUCUUGCAGAAGGAGAAAUAAUUAACGUAUAACAAUUAGAUAUUUCGUUUUACACUGCGAUAAUCCAAGUGUCGGUAAAGUAGAGUACCGAAUAAAAUAAAAAAGUCAGAUCGCAUAAAAGAAAGUUUUGAUUUGAAUUUGCUCAAAAUACUAUAUUUGUAUAAUCUAAUCUCUAAAUAGUACAGAUUCUUCUUCUGCAAAAAUUCGUAAAAAUAACGUGCAAAAAAUAAUUAAUUUUUUCACAAACUUAAAACAUUCCAGUGUUUAAAUUUUUAAAUGUGUUUACAAAAAUCAGAAUGCUUUAUAACUUUUUUAUGUGUGUAUAGUUUCUUUUUUAUUUAAAUUUGUAAUGCAUAAUAUUUAGUCUACUAAUGAUUGAGCAUUAUACCAGUAUGAUUACUUUUAUGUUAUAACUGACAUUAAUUGACCAUCGUUCAUGAAUAGAAAAACUGAUUAAUUUAUUUAUCACACUUUGAAAUUAUAUUCAUAACGUUUAAUACUCGAAGUUGCUCAAUCAAUCGUAGGUAUAUUUUAAUUUUCCAAGCUUUAUUGUUUUUCAAUUUCAUGUGCCAUAUGUAUUGUACAAUGUACAGCUAUCAGUAUUAAUUGCACUGCAGCAUUCCUUUGCAAAUUGAUACAAACACAUUCAUUUAAACUAUUGUGUACAAAUAUUAUUAUACAGUAGUAUUUGAUGUUUUGCCAUGAUUAUAAACUUUAUUGUAAAGACUUAGAUUACUUAAAAAAAUAUCGAUGUCAAGUAAUACAAUAAAAAUGUUAUACAAAUGCAAAACACAUCGAUAUUUUUUCUCUGACGAAAAAUUUUUACGUGGCGGUGCUUACUGAAAUACUAAUGGACGACUAUGAAAGCGAGAGGCAAGCGCUAACUUAAUUGUACAUUUAAUAUAUAUAUAUAUACAAACCUGUGUUAUGAAACGUAAUAAAAAUGUUUAAUCAGUUUUUGUA
This is a messenger RNA of Nasonia vitripennis (jewel wasp), 4696 nucleotides long. RefSeq names its product dual serine/threonine and tyrosine protein kinase (gene Ripk5). Gene Ontology annotation, molecular function: protein kinase activity; ATP binding. The transcript is spliced from 9 exons. The record is from RefSeq and is a predicted model, not a curated record. Bases 413 to 3532 code for a protein of 1039 amino acids. Gene Ontology annotation, biological process: protein phosphorylation. NCBI's taxonomy places the organism in Eukaryota, Metazoa, Arthropoda, Insecta, Hymenoptera, Pteromalidae.